AUGCUGAUUGACAGAGGAUGCGCGCUGCGCGACGACAUUGGCCGGUGUGACGAGAAGACCGCGUGUGAUGGUUAUCUUGCCUGGCUCGAUGAUAGGCUGGGCUUACCAUUGGAUAAGUUGACUGUCAAGCAGGCAAAUGAUUUAGACCGAUUGCAUACUACUAUUGUGUCAGCAUACAACAAGGAGACAAGGCGCAUGGGUUCGUUCCUGAAACAUAAAAACAGCGAAAAGAAAUGGCGUGAUGUGAUCUACAACCAUGUUGAGUAUUAUGACAUGUUAUUCAAAUGGGGGUUGAGGAGUAUAGAAUACCCAGAAAGUCUAUCUGUGGCGCCAGCAGAUGAGUCUGUUCUCAAGGGGUGA
Talaromyces marneffei is the source of this 360-nucleotide messenger RNA. RefSeq lists its product as uncharacterized. NCBI's taxonomy places the organism in Eukaryota, Fungi, Ascomycota, Eurotiomycetes, Eurotiales, Trichocomaceae. The transcript has a single exon. Bases 1 to 360 code for a protein of 119 amino acids. The record is from RefSeq and is a predicted model, not a curated record.